AUGGCCACGGUCUUAGCUCGGGUUGUGCAGGGACCCCUGGGAUGCGGCACCAAAACCACGAUCUCGGCUCCGGAAGAAAGUCAGCUCGGCUUGUGCCAGGACUCCUGGGAUCCGGCACCGAGGCCAAGAUCUCGGCCCCGAAAAAGGCUGUUGAUGGCACUGAGAUUUUACGACGCUGGGACAUUUCAAACAGUGACCGGGGACCUCGUCCACAUUCCGCAGUCCACAGUGUGCCGGGCAGUUGGAAAAGUGACCACGCUGAUCGCAAAGCACUUGUACUUCAUCCUCAUGCGCUUUCCGCAGCCGCCGGAAUUUCAGCAAGUUAUGCGGGACUUCUAUAAAGUGGCCGAAUUCCCUAGCGUGACGGGAUGCAUAGACUGCACGCACGUGCAGAUCAAAAGCCCUGGUGGGGAAAAUGCCGAAGUACUCCACAACCGCAAAGGCUAUUUCUCCUUCAAUGUGCAGGCGGUGGCUGGACCACAACUCCAGUUUUUCGACAUUGUAGUCGGCUGGCCCGGCUUUGUUCAUGACAGCAGGAUUCUUGACAACUCCCGCUUGCGGGUGCUGUAG
Molecule: messenger RNA, 570 nt
Organism: Rhipicephalus microplus (southern cattle tick)
Lineage: Eukaryota; Metazoa; Arthropoda; Arachnida; Ixodida; Ixodidae
Product: putative nuclease HARBI1
Source: RefSeq, a predicted model, not a curated record